Messenger RNA from Molossus molossus (Pallas's mastiff bat), 1278 nucleotides. It is a transcript of the gene SGCG, whose product is annotated as sarcoglycan gamma. NCBI's taxonomy places the organism in Eukaryota, Metazoa, Chordata, Mammalia, Chiroptera, Molossidae. Bases 87 to 962 code for a protein of 291 amino acids. The transcript is spliced from 8 exons. Gene Ontology annotation, biological process: cardiac muscle tissue development; heart contraction. The record is from RefSeq and is a predicted model, not a curated record. Gene Ontology annotation, cellular component: sarcolemma; sarcoglycan complex.
GCGGUGGGAGCCGCUGAGACACUCCGUCUCCGUAGAACCUGAGCUGGUUGUGGUCAAGUCGCCAGUGUCCUUUUACUACGUCUAAGAUGGUGCGGGAACAGUACACUACCGUAACAGAGGGCACCCAGGUAGAGAGGCCAGAAAACCAGUGUGUCUACGAAAUCGGCAUCUACGGCUGGAGGAAGCGCUGCCUCUACCUAUUUGUUCUUCUUCUACUCGUCAUCCUUCUUGUGAAUUUCGCUCUUACUGUUUGGAUUCUUAAAGUGAUGUGGUUUUCCCCAACAGGAAUGGGUCACUUGGGUGUUACAGCAGAUGGGCUUCGCCUGGAAGGGGAAUCAGAAUUUUUAUUCCCGUUGUAUGCCAAAGAAAUAUGCUCCAGAACGGACUCGGGUCUGCUCCUGCAGUCUGCUCGGAACGUGACCGUGAAUGCCCGCAACUCCGAAGGCGAGGUCACAGGCAGAUUGAAAGUGGAUGCCAAAAUGGUAGAAGUUCAGAGUCAACAGUUUCAGAUCAAUUCCAAAGAAGGCAAACCACUGUUUACUGUUGAUGAAAGCGAAGUUCUAGUUGGUACAGACAGACUUCGAGUAACUGGGCCUGAAGGGGCUCUUUUUGAGCAUUCAGUGGAGACUCCCCUUGUAAGUGCCAACCCAUUUCAGGAGCUGAGGUUGGAGUCUCCCACGCGCAGACUCGGCAUGGGCGCCCCGAAGGGUGUUCACAUCACCGCUCACGCUGGGGAAGUCCAGGCCCUGUCCCAGAUGGACAUCGUUUUCCACAGUAGUGAUGGGACGCUUGUGCUUGACGCUGAAACGGUACGUUUACCCAAGUUGGUUCAGAGGGCACAGGGUGCUGCUGGCAACUCACAAAGACUCUAUGAAAUGUGCGUGUGUCCAGACGGGAAGCUUUACUUGUCUGUGGCUGACACGGGUACUACGUGCCACGAAAACAGUCACAUCUGUCUCUAAACCACCCACAUCUUCCAUGGAGAACCUGCCUUGUUUCAGGGAACCUCAAAAUAGUGACCUCAAGCCUUCACACUUGAAGCAACUUGACACCCUGGAAAAAUGAGAUGGCAGCCGAAAGAAUACUUUCAAAAGGAGCUCAGAGAGGAAACUGUGCCGAUGACAGGGUGCAGGGGAAUGGUGAGCGGAUUUAGAUACGAAAGUCAAAGAAAUAGCAAAAUGACGUGUUUAUUCCACUAGAUUGAUUUUCAUCAGAACCACGUGAAUUUUCUUUUCCUUUCUUGUACAUGUCAAUCUACAAUGAAGUAUCAAACUGCUG